AUGGAGAAACCUCCGGCCCUGGACCUCUACGACGAGACCACAGACCCUGAUGAUCAUAUUCGGAGCAUCGAAGCCGUCAUGGACUAUCACGUGGUCCGAGGAUCCAUCAAAUGUCAGAUCUUCCCGACCACACUCAGAAAGGGAGCGAUGACCUGGUACAAGAACCUUCCUCCCAACUCCAUCCACUCCUGGGCAGAACUCAAGAAGUUCUUCUCCAACCACUUCAGGGCCUCUCGCCGACAACCGAAAUCUGAGGCGACCCUCGAAGCUGUCAUCCAGGGUACCGACGAGCCUCUCUGGGAAAAUCUCGAUAGGUUCAACAAAGAGGUCGUCCAGGUGCAAACAACCGACCAUAUGAAGAGAUACCUCCUCGAACGAGGGCUACUCCCCGGGAGCGACUUCAAGAAGAUCAUCAAAAUUGAGAAGGUACGCACCAUGGACGCCCUCCUCCUCAAAGCCCAAGCUUACAUUGCUUUCGAGGAAGGCGAAGUGGCUGUGAAGAAAGCCUCAAGAGUCAAUGACACUGCCCGUAGCUCGAGCCAAGACUAUUCUCUUUCGCGCCGAGGCCACGAAAAAAGAAAAGAUGACAAGCCCCGCGACACGAAGGAACACAGAGGACCAACUGGUCAUUUCAGUGACUACACCCCCCUGAACAUUUCACGCGAACGAAUUCUGGCCGAAUGCAAGAGCACCGAGUUUAAAAACUCCAGGGUCAAGCCCCCGAGGCCAAAUCCCACCAAGCCAGGGACUGACAAGUCCAAAUACUGCAAGUAUCACAAGAGCCACGGGCACCUGACCGACGAAUGCAUCCACCUCUAA
Vicia villosa (hairy vetch) is the source of this 819-nucleotide messenger RNA. RefSeq lists its product as uncharacterized. The coding region runs from base 1 to 819 and encodes 272 amino acids. The transcript has a single exon. The record is from RefSeq and is a predicted model, not a curated record. NCBI's taxonomy places the organism in Eukaryota, Viridiplantae, Streptophyta, Magnoliopsida, Fabales, Fabaceae.